Messenger RNA from Cicer arietinum (chickpea), 6699 nucleotides. NCBI's taxonomy places the organism in Eukaryota, Viridiplantae, Streptophyta, Magnoliopsida, Fabales, Fabaceae. The record is from RefSeq and is a predicted model, not a curated record.
AUGAUGUUGAAUCCUCUGUAUGCUUUGUCUCUGGACCUUACUGGAGUAGGUUGGUUUGAAUAUUUCAACCUAGAACAAGAGGUUGCUUUGGAUGUCCUAGUAAAAGAGUUUUGGAGAUUUGUUGAUGCAAACUCAAACGGAGAGGUAUCAAGCACUGUGUUAGGUCUCCCUAUCAAGAUCACUCAACAAUCUUCUGUUGCCGUCACAAGAUGCUCAAAUGAAGGCAUGUUGCUUGAAAAUGGGUAUAAGUCAAGGGUUGGCUCAUUCAGAAUCAACAAAGAACUGUUUGAAGACCCGAAGGCUUUAGAGGAAGUUGGAGGGUUCGUUCAAGAGGAACACUUGAUCUCUUCAUCUGCUCCCACUUUCAACAUCUCCAACCUCAUCAAGAUGAGCCUGAUAUCUCCCAUGAGUUGUGUUCGACCUAGUGAUGAUACCAGAAGAUCAAAAGGUCAAGCAAGUAGCUCUCAGGUCUCCCUCUAUGAGGUUGAUGACUCAAUUGCUCCCAUAUAUGCAUACGAUGAAAAGGAAAAAGCCAAGAGCAAUCGAUCUAGAAAGCUCUUAACAGCCACAUCAGCAAAAUCAUCAAGGGAGGCACGAUCUAUUUCUAGUGGGGUUCUUCUGGAACCUCCAAUGGUUGCUCCGGUAGCAUCAUUGCAACUUCUUAAGCUUAUCCCACAUAUUGUGAUACGCACUCUCGAUGCUCCUCUUGCUACUACUUUAGAGUUUGCAUACUCUGCUUUUGGAAGUCCUUCUGCAGCUCCCUUUGCCCUUGUGUUUGAUCCCUCUCAGUUUGUUAAAAAGAGAGAUUUUGAUCGACUGGAAGUGAUAGCGUUUCAGCAAGUCACCUACACUUUGACUAAGACACACACAUAUGAGUGGAACCUUAUACCCGGGUUUGAACAGAACUUAAGCUUAGUUUCCAGAUUGCAUAGUGUGAAUGUGCAAACAGGGGCGCUCAUAGCAUUGACUCAGUAUUACGAUCCUCUCUUAAGAUGUUUCACCUUCCAUGACUUUCAAUUGGCCCCGACAUUAGAAGAAUUUGAGCGAAUAUUGGGUUACUCCUUAGAGAAAGGAAAUCCUUAUCGAUAUGUUGGGCAACCACUGAGUUUGGAUGUAAUUUCUGAAGUGUUGAAAAUUGACAUAAGAGAUUUGGCAAAUUUUUCUGCCAUCAAUGUCUUGUUAGCUUUAAACAAACAUAAACAAAACCCAGUUCAUGCGGUUCUUGCUGAUAAAGGGUAUCAUGUUGGGGUUAAGAGUAAUCGUGAAUGGGCUCAAAGUAUAGCUAGUCUUACUGGAGAUAUAAUUUCAUGGUACUAUAGAGAACAAGGGGUGGAAGAGGAAAUGCCUGAACCUAACCUUGUUGCAAAUGAAGAGAUAGAAGAACCCAAAGCAUCAUUGCCAAAAUUUGAAGAAGAGAAAAAAGAGCUACAAGCGAGGUUAGAAAAAAUAAAAGCUAUUGAGGGGUAUAAUGUUUAUGGCCUUGAAGCUUUCGAUAUGUGUUUGGUUCCUGAUGUGACUAUCCCUCCCAAAUUCAAGGUUCUUGACUUUGAAAAAUACAAGGGCAACACAUGUCCUAAAAAUCAUCUAACUAUGUAUUGUAGAAAAAUGGCAUCUCAUGCUCAUAACGAUAAACUUCUCAUUCACUUUUUCCAAGACAGUUUGAGUGGGGCAUCGUUAAGUUGGUAUAUGCAUCUUGAGCGAAAUCAAAUUCGUUCAUGGAAGGACCUAGCUGAUACCUUUUUGAAGCAAUACAGGUACAACGUUGACAUGGCCGCUGAUAGGAUGCAAUUGCAAAAUUCAUUGAAAAGGGACAACGAAGCUUUCAAAGAAUACGCACAACGGUGGAGGGAAAUGGCCUCACAAGUAGAACCCCCAUUAUCUGAAAGAGAAAUGGUUGGUAUGUUUAUGGAUACUCUUCAAUCGCCUUUUUAUGACAAGAUGAUUGGGAGUAUGUCAUCAAACUUUUAUGACCUUGUCAUGAUAGGAGAAAGGAUAGAAAGUGGGAUGAGGAGUGGCAAGAUCGUAUGUGCAUCAACUAACGUGAAACGACCCCAAACGACAUUCACAAAAAAGAAAGAAGGAGACGCUAAUGCUGUAAUGGUAAACCUCAGAGAGGACAAUCCCAACAUAGGGAGCAAUCCUUUGCCAGGUCACGGGAACGCCUCUGUGAAUUUCAUUGAAGAUGGGAUAGACCAACAUGCAGUAGAUGGUCAUCCAAAUGCAAUAAUUGUCCAAACACCAAUCCCGUUUCCUUAUGGAAAUACCAAGGCAGUACAGUGGAAAUACGAAGUCACAUCCCACUUGGCAGAUCAUCAACCAAGUGAUGGUUGUGAACCUAAAGGAACUGAUGUCACUAACAUCUCAAAGAUUGGUGCAAUGACUCGGAGUGGUCGACAAAGUGAAUAUAAGGUGGUGGAUCAGCUAAAUCAAACCCCUUCCAAGAUAUCAGUUCUCUCCUUGUUAUUAAACUCUGAAGCACAUAGAAGAGCACUGAUGAAAGUUUUAAAUGAAGUCCACAUUACUCACGAUAUCACUGUCGAUCAGUUUGAUGGAGUUGUCGGUAACAUCACUGCUAGUAGUUGCCUGAGUUUUAGCGAUAAUGAAUUACCAGCUGAAGGUACAUAGCAUAAUAAAGCACUACACAUCUCUGUGAGGUGUCGCGAUCAUAUUCUUGCACGAGUGCUAGUAGAUAAUGGUUCAUCAUUAAAUGUCAUGCCUAAAUCAACACUGUCAAAACUAUUUGUUGAGGGAACCUGUUUGAAGCCUAGUGCUUUGGUGGUGAAAGCGUUUGAUGGAUCUAGAAGACAGGUUGUUGGUGAGAUUGACCUGCCAAUUCAAAUCGGACCCCAUAUCUUUGGGAUAACCUUCAAAGUGAUGGAUAUUAAACCGGCGUACAAUUGUCUUUUAGGGAGACCAUGGGUUCAUGCUGUUGGAGCAGUGACAUCCACCCUCCAUCAAAAGCUAAAGUUUAUAGUGAACAAUAAGCUGGUAAUAAUAUAUGGGGAAGAAGAUAUGAUAGUAAGUCAUUUAUCUUUUACAGGCUACAUUGAAAACAUGGAGGAAGCCAUAGAGACUUCCUUUCAAGCAUUAGAAAUUGCCAAUGUCGUCUUCAUGGAUGAAGAAUAUCGUUUAAAAGAACCAAAACUCUCUACCACAUCAUUGAAGUCUACCAAAUCCAUGUUAGAAGGAGGAGUUUUUAUUAAUUUGGGGAAGUUGAUAGAAAUACCAGAAAAUAACAAUAGGUACGGGUUGGGAUAUGUACCUACUCAAGCUUAUGUUGAAAAUAGCAGCGCUAGAACCAUUUCUUGUAAUUUUGAACGUCUGAUUAAUCACGCUGAUGAGGAUUGUGAAGACGAUUGUGAGCUUCCCCCAGAACUAGAAAACCUAAUUGAACAGGAAGCUAAGAUAAUCCAACCCUAUCAAGAACCUGUUGAGGUGAUCAAUUUAGGGACUGAGCAUGAUAAAAAAGAAGUAAAAAUUGGUAUGUCUAUGAAAGAAAGUGAGCGAGAAAAGUUGGUUAAACUUUUAAUUGAUUAUGUGGAUGUCUUUGCAUAGUCAUAUCAGGAUAUGCCCGGACUAGAUACUAACAUAGUUGAACACAAGCUACCACUCAAGCCUGAAUAUCCUCCAAUUAAAUAGAAGUUGAGAAGGAUGAGACCUGAUAUGUCACUUAAAAUUAGAGAAGAGGUCAACAAGCAAUUUGAUGCUGGUUUCUUAGCAGUAGCAAAAUAUCCUCAAUGGGUGGCUAAUAUUGUACCAGUUCCAAAGAAAGAUAGAAAGGUUCGAAUAUGCGUUGAUUAUCGGGAUUUAAAUAAAGCUAGUCCUAAAGAUGAUUUUCCUCUACCUCAUAUUGAUGUCCUAGUGGAUAGCACUGCCCAAUACUCUCUUUUCUGCUUCAUGGAUGGUUUCUCAGGGUACAAUCAAAUCAAGAUAGCUCCCGAAGAUAUGGAGAAAACUACAUUCAUCACACAAUGGGGGACUUUCUGCUAUAAAGUGAUGCCAUUUGGAUUGAAGAAUGCUGGGGAAACCUAUCAAAGAGCAAUGGUAACCUUGUUUCAUGACAUGAUGCAUAAGGAAAUAGAGGUUUACGUGGAUGAUAUGAUCGCAAAAUCUCGAACCGAAGAAGACCAUGUUGUUAACCUUCAAAAGUUGUUUGUGCGACUAAGGAAGUUCAGACUUCGUUUAAACCCUGCUAAAUGCACAUUUGGUGUAAGAUCAGGCAAAUUACUUGGGUUUAUCGUUAGUCAAAAAGGGAUAGAGGUGGACCCAAAUAAAGUAAGAGCAAUACAAGAAAUGUCGGCUCCACGCACGGAAAAAGAAGUUUGUGGCUUUUUGGGUAGAUUGAAUUACAUUGCGAGGUUUAUAUCGCAUCUCACCGCUACAUGUGAACCGAUUUUCAAACUGUUGCGCAGAGACCAAAAGGUUGAAUGGAAUGAGAAUUGUCAAAAAGCUUUCGAAAAGAUUAAGAAGUACUUAUCAAAACCUCCCAUCUUAGUGCCUCCUGUUCUUGGGAAACCACUUAUUAUGUACUUAACAAUACUUGACGAGUCAAUGGGCCGUGUACUAGGGAAGCAUGAUGAAUCUGGUAGGAAAGAACAUGUUAUUUAUUAUUUGAGCAAAAAGUUCACCAGUUGUGAAACAAGAUAUUCACUACUUAAACGAACAUGUUGCGCAUUGGCAUGGGCUGCUCGUCGGUUGAGGCAAUACAUGUUAUGUCAUACAACUUGGUUGGUGUCUAAAAUGGACCCAAUUAAGUACAUCUUUGAGAAACCUGCUCUUACUGGAAGGAUCGCCCGUUGGCAGAUGUUGUUAUCAGAAUACGAUUUGGUAUAUGUUACACAAAAAUCCAUCAAAGGAAGCGCACUAGCAGAGUACUUAGCCCAUCAACCGGUAGAAGAUUAUCAAUCAAUGCAGUGUGAAUUCCCCGAUGAAGACAUAAUGAAUUUAGUUGAAGAGAUUGAAUCAUCUGAUAAAGAAAAGUGGAGGUUGGUGUUUGAUGGUGCUUCUAAUGCGUUAGGGCAUGGAAUUGGAGCCAUUUUGAUUUCUCCAGAAAACCAGUUCACUCCAUUUACGGCUAGGUUGUGUUUUGAUUGUACAAACAAUAUUGCUGAAUAUGAAGCAUGUGUUAUGGGCAUUAAAGCGGCUAUUGAAUCAAAUGUAAAAUUUCUUGAGGUAUAUGGAGACUCAUUGUUGGUCAUCCAUCAGACGAAAGGAGAUUGGGAAACGCGAGAUUCUAAAUUGAUUCCGUAUCACACCCAUAUCAAAGAAUUGACAGAACAAUUUGAGAAGAUUACUUUUCACCAUAUCCCUCGAGAAGAAAACCAGUUAGCUGACGCCUUGGCCACUUUGUCGUCAAUGUUCAAAAUAACCACUAAUCAAGACGUGCCGGUCAUAAAGAUUCAACAAAGAGAUAAACCUGCAUAUUGCUUAUCAAUAGAAGAAGAGUUGGAUGGCAAGCCGUGGUUUUAUGACAUCAAAUCAUAUGUUAAGAAUAAGGAAUAUCCAUUGGGUAUUUCAGAGAACGACAAAAGGGUUUUAAGGAGAUUGUCAAUGAAUUUCUUCUUGAAUGGUGAUGUGCUUUAUAAGAGAAAUCAUGAUAUGGUUCUCCUCAGAUGUGUGGAUAAAGCAGAAGCGGGGAAAAUUAUCCAAGAGGUUCACGAAGGUUCUUUCGGAACUCAUGCAAAUGGGCACACAAUGGCUAGAAAAAUCUUAAGGGCUGGCUACUACUGGUUGACCAUGGAAUCCGACUGCUUUAGUCACGUAAAGAAAUGUCACAAAUGUCAAAUCUAUGCUGAUAAAAUACAUGUACCACCCACUUCUUUGAAUGUUUUAACAUCACCAUGGCCAUUUUCAAUGUGGGGAAUGGAUGUUAUUGGACUCAUCGAGCCUAAGGCUUCAAAUGGACACCAGUUUAUCCUAGUAGCUAUUGAUUAUUUCACAAAAUGGGUUGAAGCCGCUUCUUAUGCCAAUGUGACGAGAAGUGUGGUUGUUAAAUUCAUCAAAAAAGAAUUGAUUUGUCGAAAUGGAUUGCCAAAUAAGAUAAUCACUGAUAACGCGACUAAUCUUAAUAACAAAAUGAUGAAAGAGUUGUGUGAUAGUUUCAAAAUUCAGCACCAUAAUUCUUCUCCAUAUCGUCCGAAAAUGAAUGGGGUUGUAGAAGCAGCAAAUAAGAAUAUCAAGAAGAUCAUACAGAAGAUGGUGAAGACAUAUAAGGAUUGGCAUGAAAUGCUUCCCUUUGCAUUACAUGGCUAUAGAACCUUUGUUCGUACCUCAACAGGGGCAACUCCUUUCUCAUUGGUGUAUGGAAUGGAAGCGGUACUUCCCAUCGAAGUUGAAAUUCCCUCGAUCAAAGUCCUGAUGGAAACAAAACUAGAAGAGGAAAAGUGGGUUCAAUCACGAUAUGACCAAUUGAAUCUCAUAGAAGAAAAAAGAAUGAUAGCUUUCUGUCAUGGUCAGCUUUAUCAGAAAAGACUCAAAAAAGCAUACGAGAAAAAAGUCUGUCCUCGAGAGUUUCGAGAAGGAGAAUUAGUGUUAAAGAAAAUAUUGCCCAUAAAAAAGGAUUCUCGGGGAAAGUGGACUCUAAAUUACGAAGGACCAUAUGUUGUGAAAAAAGCUUUCUCUGGGGGAGCUCUAAUACUCACAGAUAUGGAUGGAGACGAGCUUCCACUUCCAGUAAACUCAGAUGCAGUCAAGAAAUAU